CCUCAGUGCUGUUCAAACUGAAGGUAAGACUUUGCAGCUCUCAUCAGCAGUAACAUGGCACCAAUGUUCCCUGCAUUUAAAAAGGUUUGGACCCAUUUCCAUACUUCUAUACUUUUGAAAUAUUCACAAGAGCUGAACGGAGUCAACAUCGUCAGUGGGCCGAUAUUUGAUGUGGACUUUGAUGGAAAUGUAGAUCCAGUCAGAAAAUGACAGAGAACGAAACUUCAGUGCCAACGCAUUUCUUCUUGAUCAUGACCAGCUGUCGCAACUCAAGCUUCAGUCCUGUUAACUGUGAGGGUCCACUUCAGGCCAUAUCCUUCAUCAUGCCCCACAAACCCGACUACUCAGAGUUCUGUGCUACGCAGUCUGACUUGUCGUGGGUGGAGGAGUGGCUGAGGUUCCACAUCGCACGAGUCCGAGACAUCGAGCUGCUAACGGGACUCAGCUUCUACCAUGACAGGAUAUCGGUGGAAGAAACGAUACAGCUCAAAACAUUUCUGCACACUGUUUAAACUCAGAGACUAUGGCUGAAAUAAUCAAAUACAGCCAUCGGUGGGGCAUACAGCAAUCUUUUUUUGGAUGCACCAUAAACAGUGGAUAAAAGUUCUUAUUUCACACCAAAAUAUUUCUAACUUGAAGGGACAUUCAUUUCAUUAGUGAUAUAAUCAUUUUUAAGACCAGUCUUCCUCUAAUUUAGGCACAAAUCUAUGCAGUGAAUCUCGAUUUAAAGAAUAAACAUUUUUGAUCUUCCUCAGACUUUUUGGAAAAAAUAAAAUCACUUUUUGUCUGUGAAAUAUCAGAAAUAAAUUACCAUAUUGGAUAAAAUUAAAGAAAUUAUGCCAUACAUUAAGAGGUCUAUCCAUCCAAGUUUUGUUCCUGCCUGUUUUUUUAUUUGUAUGGUUUUGCACCAGUACUACGUUUAGCAUUUCAUCAUUUUUUUAAAAAGAUUUAUUCUAUUUUUAGUUUGUGUAUGUUGGUCAUGCAGGUAUGGAUUGUUUGCCUUUGCACAGGCAGAAGAUUUAUCCGCAGAAACAAAAUUGUUGUGCUUUUAUUUUAUAAAAGCCCAAUGAGUGUGUGAAAGAAAAUGGAAGAAGGUACAUUGUUGAUACACCUUUAAAUUAAAAACUUUCUAGCAGUCAAUUAACUGUUGUAUUUUUCAUAAUGAAAUAACUAAAAAACUAUAAUUCGCAUUUAUCCUUUUAUUGCCCCUUCUUCCAUUUUCCACACAAAGAGAAAAAGUAAUUUAUGACUAAGAUAAUUUUAAUUGUAUGUAUGUAUUUGCAAUCUCCAGUUUGAGCACUAGAUGUCACUAAAUCCCCAAUCAGAAAUUGUACAAUAAAUACUGACGAGUUUAAUCAUAUUUUAUGUUCAGUAAUUUGCUGAUUUAGAAUUAAAAAUGAAUCCCUGAAGUGAAACACAUUAUAUUGAUUAAUUACACUGAAAAUAAUGUACACAAGCCUCUAUUUCUGUUGAUUAUGAUGAUUUUCUGUAUACAGCAAAUGAAAACACAUUUAAAUUAAAAUGUCAGUUCAGACCAAUAAAAAACAUUUUCUGUGUAGAAAAUAAAAUAUAAUGUUCAAUGUCUGUUUAAAUGCUACUUUAAUCUGCCAGACAAGAGCCUCGUCAGAAUGAGUUUGAGUUUAGAUAUCAGUGAUUUUGUUCCCUAUCUGUUCUUGAAUGUCUUUCGUUCAGGGCAUUAUGUGUUGCUAUUUGAGAGCUUUCAGCCUACUUCAUGCUGCCAGACCAGUUUUAUUGAAGUGAUUUUUUUGAUUUUGGCAGUAAUGUGUGAGUGCAUGGAUGUGUAGCUUUUCCCCUGUCCUCUCCAAUCAGACUGGAUCAAACCACCAUCACUCUACCUCCUGUUUCUCUUUCAUUUUAUGUUGUUAUUUCUGUCUGUGCCCAGAUGGCUUCUUUAUCAUUCAUGUAUGAGUGUUUUGUACAAAUGUGUGUACAUGUGGAUAUAAAUUUGGAAUCACCACACUGUAA
Poeciliopsis prolifica (blackstripe livebearer) is the source of this 1986-nucleotide messenger RNA. Its product is annotated as venom phosphodiesterase 2-like. The transcript has 4 exons. The record is from RefSeq and is a predicted model, not a curated record. Lineage: Eukaryota; Metazoa; Chordata; Actinopteri; Cyprinodontiformes; Poeciliidae. Bases 207 to 512 code for a protein of 101 amino acids.